Messenger RNA from Paramecium pentaurelia, 327 nucleotides. Lineage: Eukaryota; Ciliophora; Oligohymenophorea; Peniculida; Parameciidae. The record is from the annotation of a GenBank genome assembly.
AUGAUAUACAAAUAUAUAUAAAAAGUAUUAAUAUUUAUUUAUUACAUAUAGCUAUUAGUUCCAGAUGGCCUUCUCCAUUUAAAAUUAACAUCUCUAUAAGAGAAGAAAUGUACUGGAUCAAAAGAGAAAUUGAUCCAACAUUCUCAAUAAGAGUUCAUUUCUUUCCCUUCAAACUUUAUUUUUUUUUUCUCUUUGGUUCGAUUCUAUAUUCUUAAUCACAAGAGGGCUAGAUGCGCCCCAAAACCCAAUCACUACUGGCUUGAGAAGCAUUCAUCACCCUCAAAAAUAAUAAUUAAAUAUAAUUAAAAUAAUAUGGAUUCAAUGUGA